Molecule: messenger RNA, 891 nt
Organism: Seminavis robusta
Lineage: Eukaryota; Bacillariophyta; Bacillariophyceae; Naviculales; Naviculaceae
Source: the annotation of a GenBank genome assembly
AUGACGCCCUCUCCAAAGUUUUCCGUCGACAGUGGAUCUGCCCAAGCAGAUCGUAGCGGCCCACUCAAAUCUUUCAACCAGUCUAUCAAGAAGCUGAUCCGUUCUGGAAACAAAGGAUCUACGUCCAAAGGAAAAGCUGUUUUCGAGACCGAGAGCACCCGGCCGUUGAUUGUUUCUCGCGACGACUCCACCGUAGUUGAUGCCUACUAUGCGUCAAUCAUUCGAGACGAUUCUUGGACUGCAUUCUCUCCUCUCAAGAAGGAGAAGUAUGCACGUCUUGUGUACAAGAGCAACGACGGAGCCCCGAGUAGCACGACGUUCAAAACUUCUGGCACGACCGUUGUCGUCGCCGCUCAAGACGACAUCGUCAUCGACUACACCCCUUCCAAGAGCCACAAGACAGACCAGGAUGACACUUUCAUGGACUACACUGGUACCCCCUCCAAGAACAACAAGACAGGCCUAGUCUCUUCUCUCUUGGAGGAAGCCAACGCCGCCAAGGAAACUCGCAAAGACGAGAGCGCGUCCGAUUUCAACGAAAUUGACAAAAAGGAUGAUCGCAUCAAAACAUUGGUUCAUGAUAAAUGGCGCCUUCAACUUCAGCUCGAGGACGCGACUGAAGAAACUAUGAACGUCGUAGAAGGUUGCGUCGAUCUUGUAAACGAAAUCGAUUCAUUAAAAGACGAGAAAGCCAUCCUGACGAUCGAAAACAUGCUGCUUCGUCACGAGAACGCCAAGCUCGACAAGAGCCUCAAUGAUACCGAAGGUCGAAGUGUCGCGGGCGACAUCAACCCCUACGAAAAAGAGGAGUGUCGCUCCUCUAUCAGUUCUGGAAACGAAAAGAACUUGUUCGCUUGUUUGUUCCCGUUCUGCUUCCCCAAAGCCGACUAG